Messenger RNA from Punica granatum (pomegranate), 2187 nucleotides. The record is from RefSeq and is a predicted model, not a curated record. Lineage: Eukaryota; Viridiplantae; Streptophyta; Magnoliopsida; Myrtales; Lythraceae.
CGAUAUCCCACCACACCGACGUCUUCGCCUUCGAGUACUCUGCCUCGGCCAGGCCGCCGCCGUCCAUUAUUGACUGGAUUCUGAUGCUAAAUCGGAAGAUCAAGGAAGAAGGGUAUGUAUUAUGUGUAUAUAUGGGUAUGAGAGAGAGAGUGAGUGAGCGCCAAGUAGCUGCUGCUUAAACGAGGAUGAGGACAGAGAUGGGAGUAUGGAGUUGACUAAAUGGGAAUUGGGAGUAAGGCUUCAUGGUGGAGAAGAUUAGAGUAAAAUCAGUUGUAUCCUUCAAAUUUAUUGCCUCUCCUCAUCAGUCAUUUUCUUUUCAAGCAUGGACGAUGAAAAAGAAAAGUGAAACCCUAAAACGUGCCGGUUGACCUCCGAUCCAGUCGAGGGUCUAGGCACUCUUUCACAUGGUCGAUCUUUGCUCGGUAUAGUGAAGUUUUAAUAUUAUUAUAAUUAAUUUUUUAAUAAUAAUUUUUUUCAAUUAUUUUUAUUUUUAUUUUUAUCUUGUAAAAUCAAAUUAUAAUAAACUUUAAGGCUAUGUUUGGCAAAUGAGUUUUGUUCAACUCUGCUUUGUUUAACUCGCAAAAAAACAAAAUUUACCGCGGCAUUUGAAGGAGCAGUGGGUCCCUUUGCUGCUUAGUUUGACUAGUCGUUUGAUUUUUUUUUGUCCCCGUCAGUGUUAAGGCAGAGAGCCGUUGAAAGAGUAAAGACACAGCCGCUCCUUUCCAUCUCCUCCUCCUUCCUGCAUGUUCCCCUUCUUCCUUCUUUGCUUUGUCUGCAUAACCUAGGCCGAAAUCGGCGGCAUUUCUUUGUAAUCGAGAGGGCUGUUCGUCCGUGAAGGUUGCCCUGUGCAAAUUUGGUGUGAAGAACAGUGAAAAGCACGAGCUUUUCAGGAGUGAUUCGCGAAGGAUGUCCUGUCUGUCACCGGCUGCCAGAGAUUCCCGACUUUGGUCGCUGUCGAGGGCCCCAUCCAGUUCGUUGUUCUCCACCAGGGUUGGGGUUUAAGAACCGCAGAAAAUUGUUGUUUUGGAAAGGCAUAGGCAGUGAGGUGCAUUGUUAGAUCAUUGUUAUUCUGGACCAACUACAUGCAUCGUGGCUCCUGAAGGCGAAAAUAUCAUCGACUGGAGUGAUGAAAUGGAGUUUGCUUUCAUAAACAUAAUGCUUGAGAAGCUGAGAAGAGCACACACUACAACAUGGAAGCAAACUACUUUGAAGGAGAUCAUAGCUGAGAUGGCAAACCUAUUUCCUGAUCAACAACUGUGUUUGUAAAAGGUAAAGGUCAAGCAUCAGAGAAUGAAGACAAAUUUCACCCGAUUCUCUGAAAUAGUUAGGCAUACAGGCGUUGGGUGGGAUGCAAACACAAACACCAUCAUAGCCGACCAAGAUGUUUGGGAUAUGUUUGCAAAGAAGAAUAGGGCAUACAAGGCAUUUCGGAGCAAGGGCUGCAACCACUACGAUUUGCAAAAGCAACUCUUUUGUUCUUCAGUGGCUACCGGUGCUCUUCACAUCUUCUCGACCGAUCCACCUCCAACUUUAGAAGAAGAACGUCGAUUGAAUGAGGAAUUCUUAUCUAGGGGGAAGGGGAAGGGAAAACAACAUGUCGACCUCGAAGAAGGCUCCGACGAAAGUGACGACCUCGUUUAUGUUGCAGAGCCCAUGAUAACUGAGUCUCGACGUCGAGUGACGAAAAGAUGUCUAAGCAAGAGUUCACAUGUGCAGGAAUGCAUGGACCUGUUCAGGGAGAGUUACACGAAGCAGCAGCCACAGAAAACCCCACCGUCGGUAAAGAGAAGCAAGUCGGUAACGAGUCCUGAAAAACCUGAGAAGAAUAGCAUUGAGGAAGCUCUCAAGGAGUUGGCUAAAUUGAAAUGGAGAAUCCCUCACUCCCUAUAUGUGAAAGCCGUCAAAGCCCUCCUUGAUCUGGAAGCGCGGAGGUUUUUCAUGUGGUUCAAGGAGGACGACCGACAGGAAUGGAUACUGCAGCUUCCUCAUACUUGAAGAAUCUGUGAACCCAUCUUUAUUUUUGUUUUUUUAAAUUACUAUGGUUUUUUUUUAUGACUGAACUCUUGUUUGUUUUGUGUGUUUUCUUUUGUUGAUGAUUUUUUGUUUGCAUGUUAAAUGGUUAUGAUAAAUGUGUUUCGUUGUUAAUGAAGUGUUCGUGAUCUUAUGUCCACACCGACAGGCGAUCAU